CGGCGGCGUGGUUUACCAUCCCUUCCCUUCUCAACCCCACAAAAUCCACACGAGGUUAAGGAGGCGGAGGCGGCGGCGGGGAACUCAGGGGAAAGAUGGAAAGCGGGUCAGGGAAGGGGACGGAGGGCGGUUCCGGCAAGGAGCAGGAGAUGCAGUUGGAUCUGAGGGGCGAUCUGGGCUAACUCAAAAAGAAGCAGAUGAGGAAGGAGAAGGAACUAUCCAAGAAGACGGAGAGCGAGUCCGGGAAGGGGACUGAGAUCGAGUCCGGCAAGGACCAGGAUGAGAAACUCAGGAAGGAGCUUAAGAAACUCACCAAGGAGUAUGAGAGACUCAGGUUUGAGUUGUCUCAGGAGGGGGAGGGGACGGUGCGGCAUUUUGACAAGAAUCCGCGGCAGAGGAAGGGGAUGCUGAGGGAUCUGGAGAUGGUACUCAACAACAUAGAAAUCGAGUUAGGGAAGGGGACCGAGAGGGAUUCCAUCAAGGAGCCGGAGAUUGAGAGGGAUUCUGAUUCCGAUUCUGGCGAUGAGGAUUCGGGGUCCCUCAUAAGUAUGGAGCCCCAACCCCAAUUGGGAAUCAGCAAGGGGACGGUGAGGGAUUCCAGCAAGGAGCCGGCGAUGGAGAGGGAUGAGAUGAAGGAGCUCAGCAAAAAACAGAGCAAACUAUUGAAGCAGAAGCAGAGUUGCAAAGAGUUUUCAGGGAAGCACCAAACCCUGGUAAAGGAGCUCAUCUCCGCGGAGAGGGAGCGCACAGACUUGCUUGUCUCUAUUACCCCCACGUUUUCUCUCUGGAAACAAGUGGAUUCUCAAAAAACAUGGCGGAGACAGCCAUACCCUGCAGCUAGGGAUGAUGGGGAACAAGACCUUGCAGACUACCUCAACUCAAUGCUCCAAGCCAUGGAGGACAUGGGCCAUCGGAUGCUAUCUAUGUUGGAUUUUCUCAACAAAUCCGAUUCUCCAGGGCCCAUCUGCUUGUACAAGGCCAGCGAACUGCACACUACUGCUGUCAGAUUAAAUAUGCUCAUCUCCAAGGAAUUCAAUACGGACCAGCACCCGGAGACGAUGCAGGUGCAAGAGGAGGAGGAUCUUUCCGUCGACUUGUUGAGUCUUUUCACCAAGUAUUCUCAGUUUCCAAAUAAUUACGACAACACAUUGUUUAUGGAGGAGGAUGAGGAGAAAAAGUAUGAGGUCGCUAAGGUUGAAGAGGAGGAGCAGGACAAGGACCAAUCCACAAUGGAGUAUCUCAAGGAAAGGAUGGACAUCGAGCAACAAUUUUUCGCCUAUGACCGGACAUACUGGGAAGACGUGUGGGGCAGCAGGAUCGGACGUUGCGGUAGAUUUAUGGAUACAACCAUACUGAGCCCUAUGCAAUUUACACACUACACACCUGGUGGCAUCCAUUCCCCUGCUGCUGUCGGCGGUACUACUCUGCAGAUCUAUUCAGUCAAGAUAAAGGAUUUAAGAGGCUUGAACUGGCCACUCAGAGUGUACGGUGUGAUUGCUGCUCGAGACACUGUGGAUCACAACCGCAACAUUUUAUUCUCUCGGUCAGAGUUUAACUACCAAGAACUCAAUGAACAAGAUCCUUGCUUAUGCUUGACUGGUCCGUCUCGUGCCAUUGUUGUUUCGGGACAUAUUGACUUUGAAGUUGAACUUCAAGUAACCGAUGCAGCACAGUCCCAAACAUUGAUCAGCUGUAGAGAGCGUUACGGCAGUACAGAUGAUUUUUUUUCUUCCUUGGCCAGCGUCACUGAUGGUGGUGAUGGACGGACUUUUUUGCUCUCCAACCAGAGCUGUACAACUGAGGUAACCCUUGACCAACUUGAUAGAUCACUCCAAGCUACCAUCGUGGGUGUACGUGUUACCAAAGGGCAUUGGCCUUUUAAGCAUGGAUGCCGAGUUGUUUGCUGGUGGUCUUCUGCUGCUCCGAUAUGUUCCCGUGACACCACUUGUAGGCGAGUUGUGCUGUUUGAUCACCGUGGUAAAGGAAUGCGUAGAGGAUCAGAUGGGUACCUUCAUUUGUAAGGAAAGUGAUUUCCGUAGAAUCAUAUGGGACACUGAGAGUGAGCAUUGAAGCUUAUGGCAAGUCUGGUCGCCAUAUUGCUCGGAAGGAUAGUAUUGACUUUCCUGUUCAGAAGUGUCAAACAAAGACGCUUACUUGUCCAGUUGGUGAUGGUGGCGCCACCGUGGAGGUUACUGUAGCUUGGUCGUUGCUUGUGAAGGAAAAGAUGUAUCUCUCACUCGUUGAUUGUCCUAUGUAAGGUGUAUCACCGAUUGCCCUGCCAUAUAGUAAUGUAAGGUGUCAAACUGACUUGUGUCUAUCAUCAGAUCAUAUAACUAUCUAUGUCGGAGAUCAUAUAACGAUCUAUGUUGGUGCUGACAACAAUUUAUAUGUUGUGAAUCAUUC
Triticum aestivum (bread wheat) is the source of this 2403-nucleotide messenger RNA. RefSeq lists its product as uncharacterized. The coding region runs from base 198 to 2021 and encodes 607 amino acids. The record is from RefSeq and is a predicted model, not a curated record. The transcript is spliced from 3 exons. NCBI's taxonomy places the organism in Eukaryota, Viridiplantae, Streptophyta, Magnoliopsida, Poales, Poaceae.